Molecule: messenger RNA, 4196 nt
Organism: Gigantopelta aegis
Lineage: Eukaryota; Metazoa; Mollusca; Gastropoda; Neomphalida; Peltospiridae
Product: sushi, nidogen and EGF-like domain-containing protein 1
Exons: 5
Coding region: 163-1299 (378 amino acids)
Biological process (GO): cell-matrix adhesion
Source: RefSeq, a predicted model, not a curated record
AAAAGUAUCAAUAACUUAAUACUGGCGACAUUGGUAUUUUAUUGCUGGACUGACACUCGUGUACAAGUAAUAUCGCCAGCCGAGGUAACAAUUAUUCAGACUGAUGUCUUUAUACCGACGGGAACCAGUUUAAAAUAUUACCUUGAUAGCUUUCCUUUAAAUAUGACGACACUUGCCUGGCGAGCAAAGUUAUUAACUGCCGCGGUGGUCGUUGUACAAACACAGUUUAAUUUCGCCGUCGUGUUGUAUCCCUAUGGAUCAGGGGUCAGCGAUAGCACGACGCCCAAAACGGAUGCUGGAUCCAGUUCCGCUUUGACGGCGAUAACUGGAUUUAAAUACUACGGGACUGUGUACAAUACUUUCUACGUUAACAAUGACGGGUCGAUAACUUUCCAAGGAGCGGCAACAUUCAGUGACACGACGCUGUAUUCCUCCGGAACGACGACGGCCGUUUGUGCUUUCUGCGCCGACAUCGCCAUCAACAACGGCGGCACUGUGUGGUACAGGCAGACGAGCGAUGCGACGUUCAUGGCCGACCUAGCGCAGACAGCGCGCCAGUUCGAGACGUUCGGACCACUCUACAGUCCGGUGUCUGCUCUAGUGGUAACGUGGGAAGACGUCGCAAAUUUCCAGGGGACUCCGGGCAAGUUGAACACGUUCCAGGCGCUACUAGCCUCUGACAACACGGUGUCGAUGGUGUUGCUGUUGUACGACAAAAUGACGUGGAUCAUGGACACCAUAGACUAUGCAGCACAGUUCCCCGAUGAAGACCCAGCUACCCUGCCGCAAAUAAGAACUCAGGCUGGGUUUCUAAGCGGUGUAAGUAACGAGCUCCACCUCCUGGAUGGAUCACGGUCAAAGGAUUUAAUCAACGUCACGCUCUUGUCGAAUAUCGGAAUUCCCGGAAAGUAUCUGUUCCGAGUAGAUUACAACAUAACAGAACCAACACUCGCAACAACGACAACUACUACAACUACGACAACCACUACAGCAGCAACGACCACAACAGCAGCAACGACCACAACAGCAGCAACGACCGCAACAGGAGAAACUACAACAGCAUCAGGACAAACUACCACCAUUUCGCCACAACAGCAGCCCGUAUCCACCCUGUCAAAUGGGACCUAUAUCGGAAUUGGUGUAGCGGUGGUUGCAAUUCUGAUACUCGCAAUCGUACACGUUGUUGUUAUUUAUCAAAUGCUGGGAAAACGAAAACAACGCUCGAGUCAAAAGGGUCAUGCACACCAAAGGUCGCCCAACGGUAAAGCGAGAAUUGCCCCUGCAGAUUUUCAUUAUUGAAAAGAAACAGAAAAAGAACCUUGAAGCAUGAAAAAUCGCUCUCCUUAACAUGUUGAGGGGAAAAUUGCACUGUUGAAAUGAAUCACAGCUUCAGGGAAAGUGCGAUUUGUUCAAAUGAGGGGCACGAUAUUACUAAACCAUCGGACUAAAUUUAUGAUUCUAACUCGCAACCAUGAAAACAGUUUUGCUCCUACCACCAAUGCAAAGAUCUCCAGUGGAAUACCGGAAACCAUCCUACGAUUUUACACAUAUAUGACAUCUUGCCUCCAUCCUAUGACAUUGUUUCUGAAAACACAAACGCAAUUUCUAUAACUUAGUGUGCUUUCCGUAGAAGAUUUUGUUGGGGGUGUCGUUAAACAUUAAUUAAUUCAUUCAAUAAUUCAAAAACGUUCAUAAACUGCUUUGUUGGAGUGUUCAGUUAAUUUAACGUUUAUAAACUGCUUCGAUUCAACAUCUUGCCGCAACCUUUCUAGACCACAGCGUAACAAAGGAGCUCGACUACAAUAAAAAACAACCCAUCAGCGCCGAAAUAUUUAACCGGAACAUUAUUGAAAGUGUGUGUUUUAGUGAUUAAUAUGUGAACUAUUUGUAAUCGGCAAACUCGAAAAUGAUCAAUGUAAUGAUAUUUAGCAUCAAACAUAGGGUUUUUGUUGUAUUCGAGCGGCAACAAUUCCGUAUUUUCGCUGUAGUGUUAUCUCUGGCUGGGAGAGCGAUAAUAACUGUCAGAAUGUCGUUCUUGAUCUCGAACGGCAGAGUAAUCGGGCUACAUGUGGCGCAACAACGGUUGCCUGUGGCGCACCAAUUCCUAGCUCAUGGCCCUUGGUAGACUGUCAGGUUUUCCCCCGUCCCUGCCAGUGCCCCCCCCCCCCCCCCCCCCCCACUCGUUAACCAAAGCUGUGAUAUCACUGUAACUAGUAUGUCCUGUCCUGCGGAGAAUUGCGCUUAACACCAGUACUCAAUAUCUCGUAUUGUAACAUUUUGUUAACGGGAUUCGCAAAGCAAUAAAACGAACAACAAUGGGUGUCUGUAAACAUGCAAAUUUCCACGAUUGUAAGCCUGCGAACACGUGCAGAUUUGUUCGAUUAGUACUGGAAUGGUUAUUCCUUUUUUUUGAAAUUUAGCACAAUUUAUUUCAUAAUCCAACUGCAAGCCUGUAUUUUUAAAAAAGAAAUUUACUUGCUUCGGUUAUAAUUGUAUUUCAUUAUAUACAAAGAUCAGCAACAAGUGAACGGUGGAAGGACCAGCAAAGUUAUAUAUAGAGAAUAAUAUAUACACGAGUGGCCGUUUAUACCAUUUAUCUCACAACGAGUUGUUUUAAAAUGUAUCUAACGAGUGAGUUUGAUACGUUUUUAAACGAGUUGCGAGAUAAAUGGCAUCAAACAGACACGAACGUAUUAUAUUUCUUACAUAUCCUCAAAAACCAGGUUUUAAGCAAAUUUUAACAUCUUUUUCGACUAAAAGUUAUUUACAGUCGUUGCUAUUAUAGCUAACUUAAGCGUCACAUAUUGUCAGAUUAACUAUACGUCACAAUGUAAUCGAUUUCCGUCGUAUAGUUUUUCAUUGGAUGUAUGGUAGUGGUUACCUGGUCAUCACCUAGGAGCAGCCAGUCGUAUGUCUUGCAAUUGUUAACACACACGUGUUAUCAAAAUAACGCAUCGUGUUAGAAACGCAAUUUAAUUAUAGAAACCACAAUCUAAAGAAACGCUGUGAAGGCCAAAAUCGCAGACGAAAUACUAACCUGGAGCCCUUCAACAAUUACUUAACACUAUAACAGCAAGGUAGGUUACGUUUAAUAUACUUUAAAAAUACGUUAGUGGCAAGGGGAUAGUAAAAAGUUAUUUUAAUUUACGUAAUUGUUAAAUCCCCACCCCCGAAAUGUAGAUUAAUGUUAAAUAUUUGAUUGUUUAGGUGUGUUUUAUACUUGCACGCUAUUACUGAGCAUGUCAUAUAAAAUAGUGUUAAAAAAUUACCUGGUUUUGUUUCCGAAAAAAACCUACAACAAACAAAUAAAAUUACCCAAGUAAUGUUGUUUUAUUGCAGGAAUGUUUAUAUAUAUAUAUAUAUAUAUAUACUACAGUAUUUCCAGUGGUAACGUGAAAAUUCCUGAAACAAAAACAUCCGAAUAUUUCCAAUGGGUUAGCUUGCUUAUAUAUAUAUAUGUGUAUUGUACAUGUACAUUGUAUGUAUAUGUAUUGUAUGUAUAUGUAUUGUAUGUGCAUUAUAUUGUAUAUUGUAUUGUAUGUGUAUAUGUAUUGUAGGUUUAUGUGUAUGUGUAUUGUAUGUGUAAGUGUAUAUAUAUGGUGUGCUGUCUUUGUACAACUCGUCAGUCUGAUGGCCCCAUCUAGCUGCUGACAGAUUUCAGAUUUGUUAUGUGAUAGAACAGGAAUCUAGUUGUGCUAAAUGCAAUUUAUUAUAUGGCAUGCAGAUACAUUACAAAUUUGAUAUUCCUGAGUCAUUAAUGCACAGAUUAUGUGUCGUCGAGUCAAUGUAAACAUAGGACGAAAUAUUGUACACGUUUAUAACUGUGAUACUGCACCUUCAAUGUUGUUAUUUUCAUGCUUUCACCUUUGAACAUUUUCUAAUAUAAUGUUUUCUUUUAUCAUUAUAUUUUAAUGUUUCUUCAGAGAAAAUAAUACAUUAGUUUUAUAAUGCGUAUGUACAAAUCAUAAUGUCAGUGUCUGGGCCCCGUGUUUAUAAAACUAUUUUAAGAGUCCAGACUCCAUCUCAAAUGACGUCACACGCAUGCAAGUUGUAUAGCGUUGCCAUGACAAUACUGUCUCAGACUCUUAUUAUAGAUUCUAACAGUUUUAUAUAAAAAAAAGUUUGUUUUGUUUAACGACACCACUGGCGCACAUUGAUUAAUUAAUCAUCGACUAUUGGAUGUCAAAUGGUAAUUC